Molecule: messenger RNA, 414 nt
Organism: Adineta ricciae
Lineage: Eukaryota; Metazoa; Rotifera; Eurotatoria; Adinetida; Adinetidae
Source: the annotation of a GenBank genome assembly
AUGAAAAUAAGCGUGUUCACCACACUUCGCAUGCUUGGCGAUCAAACAAAACAUGUCGUAGGUGUGCGAAACAAAUCAUUUCAUUUUUCUUUGAAUAAUAUUAUUCUUGACAACGAACAACAAAAUUCCGUCGAAGUAUUUUUCUUAUUUCUUUUUAAAUCGUGCCAGUUUGCAUUGUCGUUUCAAUUCACUUUCGGAGAGAAUACAUUUUUUCAUUUUACCACACAUCGAAUAAAUCUCGAAGAAAGAAUGGGUAACUGCUGCAGUGGAUUAGGAAAAGAUGACAAAAAUGGACCUCCGCCACCUGAUCGUCAAUCAGGCCCGCCACCACCACAACGCGGAAGAGAUGAUGACAAUAGAAGAGGUGAUCAUCGUGGCGAUGGUCCAGGUUCUGAAGGCAAGCAAAAAAAAUAA